Molecule: messenger RNA, 942 nt
Organism: Mustela lutreola (European mink)
Lineage: Eukaryota; Metazoa; Chordata; Mammalia; Carnivora; Mustelidae
Product: olfactory receptor 2W1-like
Biological process (GO): G protein-coupled receptor signaling pathway
Cellular component (GO): membrane
Molecular function (GO): olfactory receptor activity; G protein-coupled receptor activity
Source: RefSeq, a predicted model, not a curated record
AUGGACCAAAACAAUUACAGUUCUCUUCACAGUUUUGUUCUGCUUGGUUUCUCUGACCAUCCCAAACUGGAGAUGGUCCUAUCAGGAGUUGUCACUAUCUUCUACUUCAUUACAUGGGUGGGUAACACAGCCAUCAUCCUUGCAUCUCUGCUGGAUCCCCAUCUUCAAACUCCAAUGUAUUUUUUCCUUAGGAAUUUAUCUUUCCUGGAUCUGUGCUUCACAACUAGCAUCGUCCCUCAAAUGCUGGUUAACUUGUGGGGACCUCACAAGACCAUCAGCUAUGUGGGCUGUGUCACUCAACUCUAUGUUUAUAUGUGGUUGGGGUCCUCUGAGUGUCUCCUCCUCGCUGUUAUGUCCUAUGAUCGUUUCAUAGCUAUCUGUAAGCCCUUGCAUUACUUGGUAAUCAUGAAUCCACAUUUCUGUCUCAAGAUGGUAAUCACAGUCUGGAGCAUUAGUUUGGCCAACUCUGUAGUCUUAUGUACACUCACCCUGAAUUUACCUCGAUGUGGAAACAAUCUUCUGGAUCAUUUCUUGUGUGAGUUGCCAGCUAUGGUCAAAAUAGCUUGUAUAGACACCACAACAGUUGAAAUGUCUGUUUUUGCUUUAGGCAUUGUCAUUGUCCUUACACCCCUCAGCCUUAUUCUUAUAUCCUAUGGCUACAUUGCCAAAGCUGUGCUCACAAUAAAGUCAAAAGCAAGCCAACAAAAAGCAAUUAAUACCUGUGGAUCUCAUCUCACUGUUGUGUCCAUCUUCUAUGGAACUAUUAUCUACAUGUACUUACAGCCAGGUAACAGUGCCUCCCAAGACCAGGGCAAGUUCCUCACCCUCUUUUACACAAUCAUCACUCCAAGUCUCAACCCUCUUGUUUAUACCCUGCGGAAUAAGGACAUGAAGAAUGCACUGAGGAAACUCGUGAGAGUUGACAUGAAUCUACAAAAUUGA